Molecule: messenger RNA, 1774 nt
Organism: Paramormyrops kingsleyae
Lineage: Eukaryota; Metazoa; Chordata; Actinopteri; Osteoglossiformes; Mormyridae
Gene: cradd
Product: CASP2 and RIPK1 domain containing adaptor with death domain
Biological process (GO): regulation of apoptotic process; signal transduction
Molecular function (GO): protease binding; death domain binding
Source: RefSeq, a predicted model, not a curated record
UGACAAAUACAGUGAUCCGAAGUGUAGUUAAGUGUACAUGAUAUAUCCAUAAUGAUCAUGGAAUGAAUGCGGGUGUAUCUUUGCGAUUUAAUUUUGAAAUGACGGGUUAACUAACCGUAAGAACAUGCACUGCUAAAAGGCUAAAUCCAACAAAUUUGUAUGAUAUUAGAUGUAUAUCGCAAGUUGUAGUUACUAUUAUGUUUAUUGGACAUGGAUCCGAGACACAAGGAAGUCAUUAGGAAGCAUCGUUUGUAUCUCUCUGAACAAAUUUUAAUUGACGAUACAAUUGUUCAGUAUCUUUACCAGGAAGAUAUUUUAACCGAAAGUCAGGUGGAAGAAAUUCAGUCUCAUGUAACGAACAAAAAGAAGACACUGAAGCUGCUGGAUAUCCUCCCCACCCGGGGUCCGCUGGCCUUUGAGGCGUUUCUGAAGUCCUUGGAGGAGGAGUUCUGGUGGGUAAAGGAAAAGUUAGAGCAGAAAGCGGAGGAUCCGAAAGAUCGGGCAGUGAACGAGCAAGCCUUAGCAGAACAGUGUGCUAUUCCUGAGCCAACAUUGCAGAAGGUUCCGACGGACCAGGAUCUGAACCGGCUGGCGGGCCGGCUCGGGCUGGAGUGGGAAUCGGUGGUGCUGGACCUGGGCCUGCCCCUGUGGGAGGUGCAGAGGUGCCGGGCAAGCCACCCGCUCAGCCUACACGGCCAGGCGUUGGCAGGCCUGGUGCGCUGGAGACAGCGCUCGGGUCGCAAGGCCACGGUACAGCGCCUCCUUCAGGCUCUGCAGGCGGCUGACAUCCACCCCUCCACCCUGGAGGAUGUAUUCCAGUGACAGGCCAAUUUUUUACAGACAUACAGUGACAAUGUUUUGUUGCCCUUGUUAUAAUUCCACCACUGUCAGUCAGAUUUGACAUUUUACCAAACAGAUGUUUUAAAACAUGCAAAUGGACACUUCUUGUAUGGGAAUUUGAGCCUGUUGUGUUGGAAAUCUUUAAACCAGCUGCUACACUAAGGAGACCAACCAGUGACUGAAUAGAACAGGUCAGUUUACCAGGACACUGGCAUUCUUUUGGCUGGGACCAACAUCAGGCUUAUUUGUGGCUUUGUAGGACUUACCACUCAGUCAACAUUCCAGUUUGCAGCACUGAUGAUUCCCUGUGAAUCGCACAGCCAAGGGGUAAGAGCCAGCCAAUUGGGGGGGCAGAAGGGGCACCAUCACUGGUGUGAGUCUAACAGACAUUCCCCCAGUCCUGCACUUCAAACACCAGCACAUCUAAAUUGCCUGUAAACGUGACAAUGCCGGGUUCAUUCCUGGAAUGUAUACAUCCAUCCGCGCCCCAUUAAAGAUAACCUGGGCUAUUAUCUUGUGGCACGUUAAUAUCCUCCCUUCUGUUGUUGACCUAUAACUCAACUGUAUACGGUCCUUCGAUACGGAGCAAAUGAAGCGAUUUCCAAGAAGUAAUAGCGAAUAAACAUGUCCCAGUAAAAUCCCGCAUUGGUCUGGGCGUCUUUGUUCUCCAAACAAGGUCACGGCAGUGAGGGUAUCAUUGGACAUGCCUGUCACAUGAUCACGUUCUGUGCCGGGCGUUCUUUUGAUUUCUCAUGACCUUCUUUUUCACUGAGUCGCGUCUCCCCUGUGGGCUUUUGCUGUCUACAUCACUUUGAGCAGCAGCUUUCAACUCAUGGCAGACUCAAGAGCGCCCCCUGUUGGUGGGGGUUGCGGAUUUCGCACGUGACUACAUAUAACCUGUCAUUCCAUAAAAAUAAAAAUCGGGAACAGCAAA